AUGACCAGAACCCUUCCGACGGUUUAUCUAAUGACGGUUCGGGCCAACAGGCCAGGUAAUCCAAGUAUUGCAAGUCAGCUGGAGAAGCUGAGAGUGGAAUACGACGUUCCAGCUCUGGGGGUGAGCGUAGGGCCGCACUUCAAGGGCGCUGUCGUUGGCACACGCAAAGUUCACACGGAUGUGAAUGCCACUAUGCAUGACGUAUACCACAUUGGCUCCAACACGAAGGCUAUGACGGCCACAGUAAUUGCGGUCUUGGUUGAAGAGGGCAUUCUGUCGUGGCAAACGACCUUGGGUGAAGUCCUAACAGACUACUCGAUGCUUGAAGUAUAUCGAAAUGUCACCAUCGAACUUCUCACGUCUCACCGCAGCGGCAUCACCGAUGAUUCGGCGCAGGACGAAACUUUCUUCACCUCCCUAACCAACGUUUCCGCUCCCUUGGGCAGAUCAAGGAUGGCCAAGCAGACUUUAUCAUCCCCGUCCAACAGCACCCAAGGCAUCUGGGUCUAUGCAAACAUGAAUUAUGUCCUCGCCGGCCUCAUUAUCGACGUCACAACGGGCCAGACCGUCGAAGAUAUCAUGUACAGCAAACUAUUCAAACCGCUAUCCAUGUUUUCAGCCGGCUGGGGUUCGACUCCACAGAGCUCCAUCACCUCUAUCGAUAAUCCGUGGGGCCACAUCAUGACGGCCGACGGGCCCCAAGCCGUUGGCGAAGGCGAAGACAACCGAUACCGAGACCUGCCGGCCGGGCUCAGCACCGCUGGGCUCCUGCACAUGACGAUCCAAGACUGGAACAAAUUCCUCACUAUGCACCUCCAAGCAGCGAAAGGACGGCCCCCAAAGACCGUCAAAUUAUCGGUGAAGGGGUUCCAAAAGCUCCACACGUCUGCCCCAGGUCCACCGCCGGAGGAGUUUCCUGGCUUUGGCUACACGUAUGGUGGCCUCGCCCGCGGCGAGGAUGCUUCGGUGCCCGGCCAAUAUAUGUUGGCUCACUGUGGCAGCAACGACAGGAAUUUCGCUUGCGUGAACAUCAUCACCACUAACAGCACCAUCUUCACCUCGUUCACAAACGAAGGUGGCAGUGCCGCAAACAAUGUCACGAUUGAGCUUCUGGCUAGCCUGCGAAACGGCACAAUGCUAUUUUGA
Exophiala aquamarina CBS 119918 is the source of this 1146-nucleotide messenger RNA. RefSeq names its product beta-lactamase. Lineage: Eukaryota; Fungi; Ascomycota; Eurotiomycetes; Chaetothyriales; Herpotrichiellaceae. The transcript has a single exon. The record is from RefSeq and is a predicted model, not a curated record. The coding region runs from base 1 to 1146 and encodes 381 amino acids.